Molecule: messenger RNA, 1431 nt
Organism: Musca domestica (house fly)
Lineage: Eukaryota; Metazoa; Arthropoda; Insecta; Diptera; Muscidae
Exons: 4
Coding region: 102-1307 (401 amino acids)
Source: RefSeq, a predicted model, not a curated record
CCGUCCACUGCCUGUAUUGAAACAAAAAUUUUCAAAUGUUGAUUUUGAAAAUAAACAAAUAUAAAUAUUCCAAAAGUCAAAAUUGAAAAGUCCAAAUUCUGAUGGCUUCGCAAAUAUUCCAGCCCUGCAAUGCUGAGAACUCGGAAAAUUCUUCCACAGCAGACUCCCAAGACUUUCCCCUGCUGCCGUGUCAAAAGAAACUUCAACUACGAGCCGAGGAUGAAAUAAGUGUGGAUAGUAUCUUCUCCACGCUCCUGUCAAAAAUCAAACCCUCUUCCGAGGAAUUUCGUAACCUAAAAUGGGAUCUAAAUGCCAAAGAUUUUCACAAUGAAAAACAAUCGAUGUUAUUUGAGGAAAAGCUAUACAUUUCCCAGCUGCAAGAUGGCGAUUGUAAACUAAACGAGGAGGUGAAGAUUUUUAUGGAACGUGAACUGGAAGAGGUGGGAGAGUUGCGCAUCAAAGUGGAGGAAAGUUAUGAUGGCUAUGUGAUCUAUGCCAAAAGUCGUAUGGUCAAGGAUAAGGGGAAAUACGAAGCUGGCCAUUGGACAAGGGGCAAAUAUGGUGAUAAAUUCCAGUUGAUAUGCGAGAAGCGAAGCGAAUACGAUUUUGUGGAUAAUGCAAGGAUUGAACGUUCGUUGGAUGCCCGUAUCAUUGAUGACAAAUUGAUUGCCAAACGAGAGAACAAAAUCAAUAGAGAGGUGCAACAUUUCAAGGCUGUUAUGAAUGUCAAAGGUCGGGAUGAUUUGAUCCUCUUGGAUGGUGGCGUUAUGCUGCUAAUGCGCCAUUUAAUCAUCAAUAAUUUUCGUGGCGAUUUUCAAUAUUUUACCAUGAACCUUUUUGGUAAGAUCCUGCGCUGUCAACUAACCAUCCACCAGGAUCGUAAGUCCAUACGCAUAUUCCAUCGCACCUUCAAGAACAUCAUACAUGUUGUGAAUACUCAAUAUUUCAACGACUACCCGCAGGAGGUCACCGAAACCUUCUUCACAGCGAAUGGGAAAACCAUUCUGCACUUUUGGCAUGGCUACCGUUAUGUCCUUCACGAAACAAAGGGUUUCGUUAAGAAAUGUGAAAGAAUUGUACCAAAAUUGGAGCUAAUGUGGCGUAGUCAAAAUCAACUUUUGGAUCAAUAUCGCCUCAAGACAAGGCUGACCUAUGAAAAUGCCUUGGCCUAUUUUCAGGAACAUCCUGAACUGGUCGAUUUCCUAAUGGACUACCUUUUAAAUGUCAUUCAAUAUAAACCGGAAAAUGUAUUGGAAUUUACGGUGCGUUUCUUUCAGAAGUUUCGAAAACCACCACCAAUAAUGUAGGGCCUUUUUUUCGUUGGCAGAGGAUACUCUCAGUUAUUUGUUUUUGUAACCCCUGGCAACCCCUACCUGUAUUCAUGUGCAUUGUUGAUGUUGUCAAAAUAAAUUUUUAAAUUGUCUUGACAAA